AUGGCUACCCAAGAAACUUUGCUACACAAGCCUAGAAAAUCCAUUCCCAAAACAUUUUGGUUAGUUCUCUCUUUAGCUGCUAUCAUAAGCUCAUCAGCCCUUAUUAUUUCUCAUCUGAACAAACCCAUCUCCAUUUUCCACUUCUCCUCAGCUCCUAAUGUGUGUGAACAUGCAGUUGAUACAAACUCAUGCUUAACUCAUGUAGCUGAGGUAGUUCAAGGUUCAACCUUGGACAACACAAAAGACCACAAAUUGAGUACACUCAUAUCGUUGUUAACCAAAUCCACCACACACAUUCGAAAGGCCAUGGACACGGCUAAUGUUAUCAAACGCCGAAUUAACAGCCCUAGAGAAGAAAAUGCUUUGAAUGUCUGUGAAAAACUAAUGAACUUGUCCAUGGAAAGAGUUUGGGACUCAGUGUUAACUCUCACAAAAGAUAAUAUGGACUCACAGCAAGAUGCACACACUUGGCUAAGUAGUGUGCUCACAAACCAUGCAACUUGUUUGGAUGGAUUAGAAGGUACGUCUCGGGCUGUUAUGGAAAAUGACAUUCAGGACUUAAUAGCAAGAGCUAGAUCAUCUCUAGCCGUGCUUGUUGCCGUUUUACCUCCAAAGGAUCACGACGAAUUCAUUGAUGAAUCAUUGAAUGGUGACUUUCCCUCUUGGGUAACAAGUAAAGAUCGAAGGCUUUUGGAGUCUUCAGUUGGAGACGUAAAGGCCAAUGUUGUGGUGGCUAAAGACGGGAGUGGCAAGUUCAAGACUGUUGCUGAGGCUGUUGCAUCUGCACCUAACAAAGGUACGGCAAGGUAUGUUAUCUACGUGAAAAAGGGAAUCUACAAAGAGAAUGUAGAAAUCGCUAGUUCAAAGACGAACGUGAUGCUCUUGGGUGACGGUAUGGAUGCAACGAUAAUCACAGGCAGCUUAAAUUACGUUGAUGGAACAGGCACCUUCCAAACUGCAACUGUUGCUGCUGUUGGGGAUUGGUUUAUAGCUCAGGACAUUGGAUUCCAAAACACGGCAGGUCCACAGAAGCAUCAGGCAGUUGCUCUGCGCGUCGGCUCUGAUCGAUCUGUCAUUAACCGUUGCAAAAUUGAUGCAUUUCAAGACACUCUAUACGCACACACCAACCGACAAUUUUACCGUGACUCCUUCAUUACCGGUACCAUUGACUUUAUCUUUGGAGACGCAGCUGUUGUGUUGCAGAAGUGCAAACUCGUGGCCCGAAAGCCCAUGGCCAACCAAAACAACAUGGUCACAGCCCAGGGUCGAAUAGACCCAAACCAGAACACCGCAACUUCAAUUCAGCAAUGCGAUGUAAUCCCAAGCACGGACCUCAAACCUGUGAUAGGCUCCGUCAAAACCUACUUAGGCCGCCCAUGGAAGAAAUACUCCAGGACUGUUGUGAUGCAGUCCUUGUUAGGAGCCCACAUUGACCCAACAGGAUGGGCAGAAUGGGAUGCCGCGAGCAAGGACUUUCUCCAAACACUGUAUUACGGAGAGUACAUGAACAGCGGACCCGGUGCUGGUACCAGCAAGAGAGUGAAAUGGCCUGGUUAUCAUAUCAUCAAUACUGCCGAGGCGAACAAGUUUACAGUGGCCCAACUCAUCCAAGGUAAUGUUUGGUUGAAGAACACUGGAGUGGCCUUCAUCGCAGGCCUGUAGAAAUCGGCUUUGGCAAGCGUCUACUGAUAUGUUUCCGACGCUUUGCAGAAAAUAAAAUGCAAAAAUUAUGCUUUAUGGCAGAAUAUUACAAAUCUUCUAUUGGAGUUGUAAUGACUAAUGAAUGCUUCAUGUCGAAAAUAAACUACUCUUUACUUUA
This is a messenger RNA of Medicago truncatula (barrel medic), 1819 nucleotides long. RefSeq names its product pectinesterase. The record is from RefSeq and is a predicted model, not a curated record. Gene Ontology annotation, biological process: cell wall modification. The transcript is spliced from 2 exons. Bases 1 to 1662 code for a protein of 553 amino acids. Gene Ontology annotation, molecular function: enzyme inhibitor activity; pectinesterase activity. Lineage: Eukaryota; Viridiplantae; Streptophyta; Magnoliopsida; Fabales; Fabaceae.